Molecule: messenger RNA, 3081 nt
Organism: Phycomyces blakesleeanus NRRL 1555(-)
Lineage: Eukaryota; Fungi; Mucoromycota; Mucoromycetes; Mucorales; Phycomycetaceae
Exons: 4
Coding region: 139-2562 (807 amino acids)
Biological process (GO): protein deubiquitination
Cellular component (GO): nucleus; cytosol
Molecular function (GO): cysteine-type deubiquitinase activity; cysteine-type endopeptidase activity
Source: RefSeq, a predicted model, not a curated record
AACAGCAACCGCAACAGCAACAGCAACAGCAAUAGCAAUAGCAAUAGCAAUAGCAAUAGCAAUAGCAAUAGCAAUAGCAAUAAUAAUUAGAACUUCAUUCUUCUCUUCACAAAGAAAAAAAAAGAAAGAUCAUACAUAAUGCAAUUGACCAUUGACAUCAUCCAGUCAUUCUUAUUUGACCUUCCUUGGGUUUCCCAAUUCUUUCUCGCCAUCAUUGGCGUUCUUAUGGUCGCAUUCUCUCUGGCACAUACAUUCGCCUUCAACAAUGUCGGCUUCUGUGCGUCACUCGUAGACACAUUUCUGAUAAUCAAAAAAUGCCCACCAGAUCUCGGUUUCCACAUCCUCUGGCCACACGUAUCGAAUUCAGUCGGUCGAUUGGCAGUCGACUAUGGAAGUUUGAUCUUCAUGCGAGAUUCUGCCAUCUGGUCGGGUUAUCUCUUGUCCUCAUUGGCAGGCAUGCGCAAUAAUAUGGACUCUUCUCAGACAAGAGUCAAUUUUUCAGACAAGUCGUCCACGUCUGCCUCGAUCGGAUCCUUGGGUGCCGAAAAGUCUUCGCUCUUUUUACCAUUUGACGAAAACGAUAUCUGUCUACUCGCAAAGCACGACGAUGGCAUGCCAACCCAGCCGCUCGUUGCAGGUCUUGCCAACAUUGGAAACUCAUGUUUUCUAAACUCAGUUCUUCAGGCAUUGUCCUCCCUAACACGGCUUCAAUCCCAUUUGGAUCGCAUGAGUAGAAUGCCAUAUGGAAAACCAUUGCCGGUUACACGAUCGCUGCUAAAGACUCUCCGCCUCUUGACUCGCCCGAUUCACAAAUCGCUGGUCCUCAAACCGACCGAGAUCAUCUCUGCGCUCGAAUCCAAAAGUCUCCUGAACCGCGAGCAGCAGGACGCCGAAGAACUCUUUCAGCUGGUCUCAAGCCAGAUCGACCAUGAACGCCGACUGGUUGAAGCAACCGGCCGCACCGGGGGCGGACUCAAGGACAUACUCAACAAUUCGUUUUGGAAACCAGCCGUGGCAGGAAAAAGCAUCUUUUCUGCAAAGAGAUCGCUUACAUCUACCGGAAAUGGUUGCUCUGCAAAGAUCGAAAAUCCAUUUACUGGUCUUUUGGCUAGUAGGUUAUCGUGCAUGCAAUGCGGUUACACUGAAGCAGUGCGCCAUUUUUCCUUUAAUAAUCUACAGCUCAACCUACCUGAAACUUGCAGCACCACACUCGAGUCAUGCCUAGAACAGUUCACGGCGAUGGAGUACUUGAGCGACGCCUCAUGUCGUAAAUGUUCACUUAUUAAUGCGAUGCAGGAGAUGUCUGUGGAAGCAGAGGCGUUGUCACAAAAACUUGUGACGAUUGCUGACGACACGGUGGCCACAGAACAGAUCCAGGCGCAUGUGUAUGAGCUCGACAAAGCCUGCCGCACACUUGAAUCCCGGCUGAACGCCAACAUCGUCGAUGACGUCCAAGAAGUAGUACCAGCUGGCUUGAAUGUACCACGGACGGUCAGCCGAGCAUCGUCAAAGCAAGUCAUGAUUGCCAAACCGCCCAAGAUUCUCUGUCUGCACAUCAACCGUUCCUCGUUCCACCCAAGCGGCAUGAUUGUCAAGAACCCUUGUCAGGUCAAAUUCCCUGAAUAUCUCACUCUCUCUCCUUACAGCACCACAAACACCCUAAACACUCAGCCUCAACUUCCAAUCUCUACUCACAACAGUAUUGUAAAUCAGAAUGAGGAUUUCUUUUCUGGCGUUGGCGUUGGGGCUGGUGCUGGUGCUGGUGCUGGUUCCAGUACCAGUGCUGAUAGUAAUGCUACUCCGGGACCUCGGUACCGUUUGAUGAGCAUCAUUGUUCACUAUGGUAGUCACAACAGCGGGCAUUUUAUUGCACACAAGCGGCAGAUCAGCCCGGUUAAAUGUAAUUGCAGUCGAUGUGUGGCAACAGCAACCGCAACAACAGUAACUGCAACAGCUACAACGACUAGCACAAACACUACAGCCAUCGGUAGUGGUAUUAGUAGCCGGUCAUUUGAGCCUUGUUUUGAAGCCCAAGAUAGAUGGUACAAGGUUUCGGAUGAAUCGGUUGAGCCAACGACCCUUCAGAAUGUACUACAGGCAAACCCCUACAUGCUUUUGUAUGAAGAAAUCGAAGAAAAUGAUGUGGAUACUGAAACAAAUUCGCAAACAAUCGUGGCUGAAUCGAGUUUUGCAGCAGCAACAACAGGAAAGGCAGCAGUGGUGGCAGCAACGACUUCUGAUAUUGAUAUUGAUGUUGAUAUCGAUACUGCUGAGCCAUUUAGACCAAACAAGCAACAAGAUUCAAUCAAAGCUGCUGUUUCGUCUUCUUCGCCUUCUGCAUCGUGGCCAGAACUUUAUAAUAGUAAUAAUAGUAGUAGUAAUAAGAAUAAUAAUGAUCAGACAUCUGAGUUGGCUUCACUUGAGGCUCUGAGGAUAGCAAACACACUACUUUCAGACGAUCAACAGCAACAGCCUGGUCCCAAAGACCAGCGACAAUUGAAAAGGCCAAGCAUGCCUUCGUUGCAAUGGAAUCAUCACAGAGCAAAAGCAAUGGUUCAUUAAUAUGCAUAUCUAUAUAUGUGUGUAUAUAUGUAUAUCAUAGACAAACCAACCAACCAACCAACCAACCAACCAACCAACAAAAAAACAACAACAAAAAAACAUUCAUGGUCUAGUACCCUCCCUCCCUUCCUUCCUUCCUUUUCAUUCUUUUCAUUCUUUAUUUCAUUCAUUUCAUUGUUUCUUUCGCUUGUUAGCUUCUCCCUCUGUCUUGUCAAACCCUCCCUCCCCUUUUCUUUUAUAUUUUACUAUUAUCAUUCUUUUGUGUAUUUUUAUUAUCAGAAUUUCAACCUUAAUAUUGCAUUGCAUUUAUUCUUUCUCUCUUUAUUUUUAUUUAUUUCUUAAAUGAUCAACUUUUCAUGUCAAUCAAAAAAUAGAUAUAGAUAGACAGAGGUAUAGAUAGAUAAAUAGAGGGAAAGAAGAACAAUUAAAAUGUUUAGUAAAAAAAAAGAAGCAAACAAAGAAACAAUACAUAAGAACCAUUUGGUUUGAUUCGAUUCGAUUCGAUUUGAUCUUCUUCUU